Molecule: messenger RNA, 6239 nt
Organism: Apis laboriosa (Himalayan honeybee)
Lineage: Eukaryota; Metazoa; Arthropoda; Insecta; Hymenoptera; Apidae
Gene: Tsp26A
Product: tetraspanin-5
Exons: 9
Coding region: 334-1158 (274 amino acids)
Biological process (GO): protein maturation; protein localization to plasma membrane
Cellular component (GO): membrane
Source: RefSeq, a predicted model, not a curated record
AUGGCGGUAGUCGUGAUUGCGAAACGGUACGUUAUUGUGAUCAGCUGAUCAACUAGACUCGAAGGAAAGGGUUAAAUCGAAAAAAAGAAUACGUGAUAAAUCAUAAGAUAAAGGUUCGAGAGAGAAACGACAUAUUAUAGUUGUUCGAGAUAAUUAAGAAAGAAAAAAAAAGAUGAUAAUUGCAUUUUCGGCGAUGUCAUUGUAUUUGUGAUUCGCUCUGUCUGUAGGGCACCGGUGCUCUUUUGUGUUGUGUAUAUAGUGCAUUUUUGCGGGUGUGUUGUGUGCACGUAUGCGUGGAAUUCGCGAAAAGCGUUAGAUAAAUGUGUCUUAACCAUGCCUGCUGUGCGGAAGUAUAGAAGGGAUACCAGUGAAGUGAGCUGCUGUCUCAAGUAUGUGAUCUUUGGAUUUAACGUUAUGUUUUGGUGGCUGGGUUUGGGUAUUAUGGCUGUAGGUGUAUGGGCAUGGACCGAAAAAGACACAUUCAACAAUUUGUCUAGGCUCACGAAUGUAGCACUCGAUCCAGCAUUUAUCCUCAUUCUAGUCGGCACAGUGACAUUUAUAAUUGGAUUUACGGGAUGUGUCGGUGCACUCAGGGAAAAUACGUGCCUCCUAGCUACGUAUGCGAUAUUUCUGGCGUUACUAUUGUUAAUGGAGAUGGCAGCUGGUAUAUUAGGCUUUAUCUUUAAAGACUGGAUAAAGUCACAAGCGACUGGUGGAUUCCAAGCUUUUAUCAUUCAUUAUAGAGAAGAUCCUGAUCAACAGAAUCUCAUCGAUUGGAUUCAAGAGGAUUGGUUACAGUGUUGCGGCAUCGAGGGCCCUAAAGACUGGGAUCGCAACAAUUACUUCAAUUGUUCAUCGAGCGACAUCGGCUCGAGAGAAGCGUGCGGCGUGCCUUUUAGCUGUUGUAAACGAAAACCAAAUGAGAUUAUCAAAAAUAAACAAUGCGGCUACGAUGUUAGGAAACCUAGCUACAACUUUGAAGUUGCCAAAGUGAUUUAUGAAAAAGGUUGUAUUCAAGCUGGGGAGGAAUGGGUCGAACGAAAUCUUCUUGCGAUUGUAACUGGGGCGGUUGCCACGGCCUUUGCGCAGAUUUUGGGGAUCUGUUUCGCUCAAAAUCUCCGAGCAGACAUAUUCGCUCAGAAGGCAAAGUGGCAUUGACAAUUCAGAGCCCCCACGGCAGUCUAGCAUCUUAUCCUAAUAGAUGCUAAUCAAUUGCGUUGAUCGAUUUGGGAUAAUCGUCCAAGUUCUCGAUAAAUAGGAGACCUUUGACGUGAGAAUCGACACCAUUCCACGCGACACCAGGAUUCAGAAGAAGAUCACGAAGAACGAAGUCUGAACGAAGUCGACACGAAACAUUUCUUUCAUCCGCCGGUUGUUAAAAAAGAAAAGAAAAAUAUCGAAGAUUUUCCGCACUUUUAUCUUCGUCGUUUCCCAUAAAUUAUUCGGAAAUAAGAUAUUUCGAAAUUUGAUCGCACACGUGGUGAUCCGUUUUCAUUUUGUAAAUUAGGUAUAAGCGUUAAUGACGAAGCUGCGAAUUAUGUUUAAGCGAGUGUAUACGGUUUCACAAUUUUAUUGAUAAUUACGAUGAAUUAUCGUUAUUAUGUUGUCGAGAGACAAUGUGUAUCGAACUGAUACAGCUGUUUCGUUUAUUUUAUGACGACGACACAAUAUAGCGUAAUACUUGUUGCAUAUUCUGUAUUUUUGUCGUAAAAGUAGCGAGAGAAAAUGAUUUGGUUUUCGUUUCGUUGUCGCAAUGAAAACGAUAAUUUCUGAUAAGUUGAAUAAUUUCAUCAUUUUUCUAUAAUUAAGUAUAUAAAAUGAUAAAAUAACACUCUGUGUUCAGGUAUAAAGAUAAUUUUAUAACAUAAUGUUAUGAAAUUGUGAUUUGUGAUCAUAUCGUUAAAUCAUUUAUCAAAUAUUAUAAUGGCAAAUGAUAAGGAAAAAGGAGAAAAUUAAAAGAAAAUUACUUUGAAGGAACAAAUUGAUUUUAAAAUAAUAUUUUCGAUAGUUAUAAUAUAACACGUGGACAGUAAGCAUAUCUUACGACGAAAAUUAAUUAAAAUAAUUAAUUAUUUCAUUCGACAAACGAAACAAAGAAAGACACGUGUACAAAAACAAUUAUAACGCGAAUGUGUUUAUAUAUAUAUAUUCGUGCGACACCUAUGGAUAAUUCUAUAAUUCAAAAUACACGAAAAUCGACAUAUACAAAAAUUUCGAUUGAGACUCGUUCAAAAUUUUGAGUAUUACAAAUACACAAAUAUGAGAAUACUUGAGAUUUAAAGAACCAAAUUAUCGAAUACUCAUUCGAUUGUUCUAAUUCACGUUCAUGUUCGACAAAAUUCAUUUCAAAAUACAUAGGAUACUUUCAAGAAUUUAAUCCGAUCCGAUAUUUUCAAGUUCUUGAACAUCUUUAAUAAGUAAUUCAAUGCUUAUUUAGAUUCUCGAAUCUCGAUAUUUAUAUGUCACAGGAUACUUUUGAGACAUUUUCAAGUUCUCACACACGCCUCUAGCGAGUAUUCGACGAAGCUCGUCUCGAAACACGACGUGAAUUCUUUUAAUCAAUACAUUUGUAUAUCACAACAUAUUUUCAAAAAAAAAAAAAAAAUUUCCAAAAAUAUUUUCAAAUUCUCGUACAUCUUUAUAUUUAUAUUAUUAUCUAGAAUCAAUCCUUCAAAGGUAUCUCACGAAUAUAUCAACAUUACGUACACAUUCGAAUAUCGAUGCGCAAAGACGUGAUCGAUCUCAAAAGAUUGUCGUUUUGUUCUGAGGAAAAAUGCCGAUGAGUUCAGAUAAGCGAAAGAACGAAGAGUCAAUUGAUCAAUGGAGAGAGAACGAAGAAAACGGAAUGUUCCUUGCUCGGUUUACGUCGUACAAUGGUGUCGAGGUAUUAAAGUCGAUUGACGCGAUGUCGUGGGGGCGCGGUGAACACGGCCGACUUCACCGCACAUUAAAGUCUCGUGAUACGAGGGGUAAAGCCAUACAAUACGCGAGUGUACACAAUAACUUUCCAACUUGCUCCAAUUGGUCGUUAAAAUGGUUGCUCGAGCAUAUUGAUCCCGCGUUACACGCCGACACGUUCCCUCUGUCGAUAGGUUAGGUGCCUGUUGUAUCGUAUCUCGUCACGGUUCAACCCGGUUCAGCACCGAUCGAUCGGGAACGAAAGCUGGGUGCUAGUUGCUCGAUUCGAGUUCGAAAAUACUGGAUUUUUCCGAACGUUGUUACCAACGUUCCGAUUUGUUCGUUAAUCGUCGACGUUGCAUUUAAUAAAUGCGUGGCUGUGUGUAUAGAUUGGGAUAGAAUUGCUGGAAACGGUGGAUCUCGAUAAUCAGAUGAUUAUAUCGCAUGGUUGUACGAUAGCGACUUGAUAAUGAUGAAAAAAAACAGUAUAUGGGUAUUAAUUAUUGAAACAUUUCGCAAGUAAUAAUUUUAAUUGUUUGAAGUCACUUCCGAUGUGAAUGAAAUAAAUUGAAAUGAGAAUAAUGGAAACAGAGUUGAAUAAACUAGAAAAAUAAUUAUAAGCGCGAAGGAUUAAAGAUUAUUUAUACUUUUGAAACAGAAUUAAUUUACGAUGAUUAUAAAAUUGCAAAGAAUUCUUUUUUAUUAUGAAAGAUUAAUCGAUAAUAUCAGACUGAACUAUCAUAUUCUCCCAGAGUAAUGCGGACAAAAAAUUUAGAAUCAAACAAAUUUUUUUUAUUCAAGAGAAAUUAAUCUCAAUUAAAAGAAAUUAUCCUGGAAAUUAUCCUGCGAAUAGUAAUUAUUCAAUUAAAAAUACACAUAAGUAAUUUUUAUCAAAAUUAUGCUUUUAAAAUGAUAUUACUUGCGAGAUGAUUUAAUAAUUUCAAUUAAGUAUAAAUGUUAAUUAAUGAAACUUGUCUCAAGGCACGUAAUAAUAUCGAGAUAAUGAAAUUACUUGAUAUUAAGUUAUAACCUUUACUCUUUUUAUAUACACUACGUACAUUAUGUGCUUCCAUCGAGACGCGUCUUGCCAAGGUCUAAUGUUAUUAGCCGCGGCUCAUGCCUCGAGACAAGUCUCACGGAUCAUUUUACAAUGUAUUGAUUCAAAUUGAUGAUUUUAACUGAUUAUUAAAAAUUAAACGAUUGUAUUUUUUUAUAUUUUAUUUCUUUUUCGCAUUUCAAACGAUUGUAUUCCACUCUGUACGCAACUUUCCUCGAUCGUUUAACAAACAGAGAAAAUGUCAGUAUAUCUCGAAAAAUAACGAGCACAACUGGUGACUAAUAGUAUUAUAUACAUAUAUUCGCCGAUUCAAUUUUUUUUUUUUAUUUUAUCCUUCGAAAUUCUUACUCUGUUGAUUUUUUUCCUCUUGAUUCGAAUCAAUCAAACUCGUGUAAUCUUUUUUCUUGCGAAAUUUAUUUUAUAUAUAAUUACCUAUAUAUAUCUCCUCUCUCUCUCUCUCUCUUUUUCUCCUUUAGUUUAUUAAACAGCGCAAAUACGCUUAAUCAAUACACAUUUGCUUUUUGGAUGGAAAAAAAAUGAAAUUGGAUUAUUAAUUAUAAAAUAAGAAUGCCAUGCUUCUUGUAAAUAUUCAACCCAUACAUUUGUACAUAUAUCCGUACGAACGUACCAAACGGAGUCUUCAUACUUUUUUGCGUUCCUAAUCCGUAUGCGAAUGGAUAAAAAAAAGAAAGAAUGAAGGAAAGAUAUAAAACUUUCUAUAAGUAAAUGAAAAAAGAGAAAUAGAUGUUAAGACGAGAGAAUUUUUGAUCGUAUAAUUUUAAAAGUUUCAUAUCUAUGUUAAAAAUAUAGAAUUUCUUUAAAAUUUUAGUAACCUUUUUAUAUAAUAAAUACAUUAUCAUUUUAAUUUUACACACGUGUUAAAAUGUAACAAGCAAUAAGUUAUAUUUUAAAAAGAAACCAUUUGUUCAAUUCAAUCAUUCCAAGAAAAUAUAUAAUAAUUUACAGGUAUUAUAAAAUCAAUGUAAUUAAUUAAUGCAAAAAAUAAUAUUUUAUAUUGCGCAUAAAUAAUGCUUCAUAAGGCAUAUACAUAUAGAUAUAUACAUAUAUAUAUAUUUCAAAACAUUAAUGUUAAUAAUGAAAGAGAGCACGAAUACAAAAUAGCGAGAAUGACAAUCAUAUUGAAAAUGCAAAAGCAAAAUUAUAUAAUUUACAAUAUUUUGCAACAAUUGCAUUAAUUGCGUACAUACUUUUAACCAAUUUUAACCACUUGCACGAAACAUUGUGCAUCUCGCAUUGUGAUUAAACUUAAUUAAUUUCAUUCAAAGAGAAAUUCAUUCUAAUUCUAGUCCGUCCGUUUGGUACAUCAAUUUCGGAUAUAAAUUCAACGUUUUAAUUAAUUAAUGGGACGCGUCGGCAAGACACGUUGGUCCAAUCUCUCUCUGUAAAAUCUCAAAAUUACAUUCUAUUUUGACGGAAAUUACAUUUCAGAAAAGUGAUAAAUAUCGAUCAAAUAAAUCAGUCACGAAAUAUCUGAAUAUUUCAAGACCAAAUUUAUCAAGAACAAAUUUCAUUUUUAUUCACAAAGGGAUGUUAAGCAAUUCAACAAUUCAGAAAAAUUGGAAACUUUACACGAUGGGAAAAUUUAUUAAUUUUUGGAGGAAUAGUUUCGACCCAUGAAACCCAUGAAAUGAAAUCCAUUUCUAAUUCGAGACGAAAUUUUCUUAUUAAUUUGUAUUUAUUAUGUGAAAAAUUGUUAUGUUUUUUUUCUGAAUUUUUGACUUGCUAAAUUUUUCCUUUAUCAAUUUAGCAAAAAAACAACAAUUACAUGAAAGUAUCGAGUCCAAACUAGUGAUAGCAUAUAAACAUAUGAAGCGGCUGGCCCGCAUACGUGAAAAUGUUUUCAGUUUCGAUGAAAAUACUCUUUUAUAAAGUGGAAUAUCAAGAGGUGUACGUUCAAUCUUGAUUUUCUUGUUCUUUCCUCAAAUAAUUUUUAUACGAAUAUACAUAUGUACAUAUACAUUAAGAUGGUUCUUACAAUACGGUAUAAAUGAAGAUUUGUAUGGAAAAUUUUUUUUCUUUCAAAACUUGUACGAUUGUUGUAACCUGUGAAUAAAUAAUAUCUGAAUAUUAUUCAUGAUCGAUUGGAUAAUGAUAAAAUGUGUUCCAAAAACGUGAUAUUUUAAACAUAAAUUUAAAAUAUCGAUAUUUUGAUAUUUUUGUUGCUCGUACUGUGUAUGGAUAAGAAAUUUUAACUGUUUUACAGGUUUUAACAUUUUCUUAAGGCUAUAAUUUUUCAGCCUAAAUUGUUCAGCCCUAAAUUAAA